Molecule: messenger RNA, 875 nt
Organism: Dothidotthia symphoricarpi CBS 119687
Lineage: Eukaryota; Fungi; Ascomycota; Dothideomycetes; Pleosporales; Dothidotthiaceae
Exons: 2
Coding region: 98-721 (207 amino acids)
Source: RefSeq, a predicted model, not a curated record
CGACGGCCGUUCCCUCACCCCAAACACGCCCCACGACGACUUUGCGCCCGCUCAGCACGCCCCACGACGACGCCCCUGUUGCCUGUCAGUCACCAACAUGCCAGCUGUCGGCGAGCCCUACGAUGCGACAGCACGCCAAAUCGACGUUCUUGCGCCGCGCGACCUCAACAACCCCAGCCUCACACCACGGCAGGCAAUUGACUUCCCUGCUGUCGCCGCACCACCCCUCGCCAAGCGUCAGCAACAGCUCGUCCAGCAAGGGAUAAUACCCACGUACUACAACCUCGACGGCCCAGAACCCGGCACCGUCGUCGGCAUCGUGCUGGGCAGCGUAGCCGGCUUCCUGCUGAUAGUAUGGCUGCUGUACUCGCUCACGCAGGGGAAUCGCCGCAGAGGGACGACGACAGCCAUGGCCGGCGAAGAGGAGAUUGUCGUGCGACGGGCGCGCCGCAAUUCCCAGGCCCGCUCGCGUCGCAGCUCCCACACGCAGAUGCGCGAACACAGUCGCAGCAGCCCGAGGAUGUCGUCCUCGCGCUCGCAAGUCGUUGUCGAGGAGAGGAGGGCGCCGCCACCGCAGCAGAGACAGAGGAGCGUCACAAGACAACGGAGCAUCGUCGUCGAGGACAGACAUCGCGUGCCCGGCGACGACGUCGUGGAGGUCAUUGAGGAGCACGACGAUUUUCGCGCGAGGAGAGGAGGUCGAAAGGGCGGGUACCGGUGAUCAAGUAUCAUUGAAAGUCACGCCGUCCUGGAUUCGAAUUCAAAUCUCACCAGUCAUGUUCGCACGUUAUUCGAAAAAUUGCCCCAUAUACCCGUCUUUCUCACUUCUAUGUAAUUUCAACAACACCCACACAUAUCAAACAUCAUGAAGAACU